Epinephelus lanceolatus (giant grouper) is the source of this 1421-nucleotide messenger RNA. The record is from RefSeq and is a predicted model, not a curated record. Lineage: Eukaryota; Metazoa; Chordata; Actinopteri; Perciformes; Serranidae.
GCCGACCAAAAGUGUGGUGUUCCUGAUCUCAUACUGGGGAGACCAAAUAGGUCAAAAAGUCAAGAAGAUCUGUGACUGCUACCACUGUCACUUGUAUCCCUACCCCAGCAGCAAUGAGGAGAGGAAUGAUGUUGUGGAGGGACUAAGAACCCGCAUUCAGGAUCUGCACACAGUUCUUCAUAGGACAGAGGACUACCUGAAACAGGUCUUGAUUAAGGCCUCUGAAUCCGUCUACACCUGGGUCAUCCAGGUCAAGAAGAUGAAGGCCAUCUACUAUAUUCUGAACCUGUGUAGUUUUGAUGUUACAAACAAGUGUCUGAUCGCAGAAGUGUGGUGUCCUGUUAAUGAUAUUCCCACGCUGCGGAGGGCGCUGGAGGAAGGAUCGAGAAAAAGCGGAGCAACAGUUCCAUCCUUUGUCAAUCGAAUCCCAACCACUGACACUCCCCCCACCCUGAUAAGGACCAACAAAUUUACCUCUGGUUUCCAGAACAUUGUAGAUGCCUAUGGAGUGGGCAGCUACAGAGAGGUUAACCCUGCUCCUUUCACAAUCAUCACAUUUCCGUUCCUGUUUGCUGUGAUGUUCGGGGACCUGGGUCAUGGCGCUAUCAUGGCUGUGUUUGCUCUCUGGAUGGUGCUGUACGAGAACAACCGCAAACUUAGAAACACCAGAAAUGAGAUCUGGAACACAUUCUUUGAGGGGCGUUAUAUCAUCCUGAUGAUGGGCCUGUUUUCCAUCUACACUGGCUUGAUAUACAAUGACUGUUUUUCAAAGUCCCUUAACAUCUUUGGUUCUGGAUGGAGUGUGAAGGCCAUGUUUAAAGAGAGGCAUUGGAAGGAAGAUGAUCUCCAUGGGAAUAGUUUUCUCACUCUGGAUCCAAAUGUUACGGGAGUUUUCAACGGACCGUACCCUCUGGGAAUUGACCCAAUUUGGAACUUAGCAACAAACCGCCUUACAUUUCUGAACUCCUAUAAGAUGAAGAUGUCAGUGAUAGUGGGCAUCAUACACAUGAGCUUUGGAGUCAUCCUCAGCACUUAUAAUCACUUGCACUUUAGAAAGGAGUACAACCUGUACUUGGUUUUCCUCCCUGAGCUCCUGUUCCUGCUGUGUCUGUUUGGCUACCUGGUUUUCAUGAUAUUCUACAAGUGGCUGGCCUUCACUGCCAAGGACUCCACAGAAGCUCCGAGCAUCCUCAUCCACUUCAUAAACAUGUUCCUCAUUCAGGGUGAUCCAGUGCAGCCCCUCUACCCAGGACAGACUGGCCUGCAGGUGUUUCUAGUGGUAAUUGCUGUUCUCUCAGUGCCUGUGUUACUCCUGGGGAAACCCAUCUACCUUUAUUGGCUUCACAAUGGAGGCCAACGCCUAGGAAUGUACAGGGUGAGAGUUUGAAAGCACAUGUCUGUCUGUGAAUGUUUGCAUACUG